UAUUUUAGUUAGGAUUUUUGCACCCAUGUUUAUGGUAAUAAACCUAUAAUAUUCCUCCCUUGUAACAUCCUUGUUGAGUUUUGGUAUCAGGUUAUGCUGACUUCAUAAAAGGACUUGGGAAUAAUUCUCAUUUUUUCUAUUCUCUGGAAGAUUUUGUGUAAGUUUACAGUUAUUUCUUCCUUAAAUGCUGGUAGUUACAAAUAUUGGUUCCAGGAGUAGCAUGCUACCAUAACAACAUUCCAAAUUAUGUGGCAUUAACAUCCAAUCUGACAGCAUGGGACACUGGGAAAGAUGGCAAUCCAUGUUAUGCAGUGGAAAAAAUUUUGUAAAACUAUAGUCUUGAGUAGAGUGAAGGACAUAUAAUGUACCUAAUGAGCUUGUACUUUAUGCAAAGAGGUAGAAAAUUAAUGUUAUUAGAAUGAGUUCUUAUUACUGGCUGCAUUUGCCAAGGUACCACACGAAAUGGAGGAGUUCGGGAAAUAUUUGGCUGGUUCGCAAGCAGGAACAUAAAGGAAUUCAGAGACAACCGAAAAACUCAGGUACUCGCAAGAUUGGAAGGUACAACCGAUUCUCAUCUUCCUCUGGUGAAGAGACAAUGGAGACUGCCUUUGGGCAACAAAUGCUGCUUAAAACUGCCUGGUGACAAGGACCAGGACGUGGGUAUGGCUGUCACACUGCUGUGAGGACCUCUGAAUGGAACAAGGUGGCGCCCAGCAAUACUUUCAGUGGGAAAAAUACCUCAGGGAAGGAGACUUAGGGUUUGGCUCUUCCUAAGGAAGAGCCGAUAGGCUCAAAAUACUUGCAGUUAAAUUCAGAGAGAGAGAAAUGUCUUUAAACCAUCGUGGCGUAUAGCACUGCCUAGAGUCAAACAAAGAACGUGAGAUAGACUUUGAGAAAGUGGUCCAAAAGAGAACGUGAUUGUUUGAGACUGAAGUGAUAAUUAGGCCCCAGCCUUCUGCAGCAGGAUUCAGAAUCACUAUGGAUUAACUCUUAUAUGUCAUUCUUCUCCUUUACAAAUGGGAAUAUUUAUUGCAGUUAUCCUUUCCUUUUGCUACCACUCUUUAUAUGGUGAUUUGGGGCUAGAGACAGAUAACUUAUCUUUUUAGUCAGAGAGCUCUAGAUCAAGAGGAGCUAUAUCUGGAUCUGCAGAGGCUGUUACCAGUCGUUCAUAUCUCCUGGGAUCUAAGCUAAAAAUAUUGACGAGAUAGAAUUUUGGCGUUGUCUCCCUUAAGAAGUGGGUGAGUAUGUUCUGCGUGUGGGAAAAGAAGGGAACUGACCCAAAGAGUGAACUGUGAUAGACUGUAUUCCUGUUCAUGCCCUUGUUUCAUCCCCUCCCCUUGAGUGUGGGCUGGACCUUAUGACUUGCUUUUAACUAACAGAAUAGAGCAAAAGGGGUGGGAUGUUACAUGUGAGGUCAGGUUACAAAGAUCCUGGCUUCCCUCCAUGUGCCCUCUCUUGCUUUUUCGUUCGCUGUCUCUGAUGGAAGCAGGCUGCCGUGUGAACUGCCCUGUGGAGAGGCCCAUGUGAUAAGGAAGACGAGGCCUCCAGCCGCCAGCCCAUGAACAGCUGAACCUGCCAACAACCGUAUGAACAAGCUUCACACCUUUCAGAUGAGACUGAAGUCCUGGCCAGCACCUUGACUGCAGCCUUAUGAGAGACCUUGUAGCAGAGAAGAAAGGCCUUGUGAGGACACAGUGAGAAGGGGGCUAUCUACAAGCCAGGAAGAGAGACCUCACCAGAAACCAGCCCUGACAGCACCUUGAUCUUGGACUUCUAUCUUCCAGAACUAACUGGAAGACAAUAAUUUGCUGGGAUGUCAGUCGAAGAUUCUUCCAGGAAAACCCUGGAAAUGGAGAGCUUCCACACAAGAUUCAGUGCCUGGACACCUUUUAGCAACAAGUCAUUAAAUAGACAGCUCUUUCAGGAAAGAGUUGCUCUCAUAAGUCAUUGGUUUGACCUCUGGACUAACAAGCAACGUGAAGAAUUCUUAUUCACGAUUUUUUUACGCUGCACUAAAUCACAAUUAAGGUUUGUCCAAGACUGGUUUUCAGAAAGGAUGCAAAUAGCCAAAGUGGACUUCUCCACAGUGUUACCACGCUUCUUGUCUCUGUAUAUCUUUUCCUUUCUGAGUCCGAAAGAUUUGUGUGCAGCUGCACAAGUCAGCUGGCCCUGGAAGUUCUUAACGGAACAGGAUUGCUUAUGGAUGCCCAAAUGCACUAAGUUUGGAUGGUUUCUGCCCUACACUCCAGCAGGUAAUGAGUACGGGGCUUGGAAGCACCACUACAUUGCUUGUGUGUCCAACUUAGACUGGCUGACACCUAGAGAAGCUGCUGCCAUUUAUGGGACCCUGAAUGAACCCAAAACAGAAGAGGAGGAGCUGCAGGAGAGACAAAGAGAAAGGCGCCUAAGGAAAGUAAUUUGGGAGAAAAUUGCACUACGUAAGAAGGAGUUAUUCAAAUUGCGACCCCCGUGGGCGAGUGGAACGUGCUGCUCGGAACUGUUAAAAUUCAAAUGCCAGCCACGUCUCUCCCAGACUGCCAGGGGUCAAGUGGGAUUGCAGGAGGCUGUGGAGAAACAGCUUGUUCUGUCAUCCUUAGAAGCUUUGCCCAAGCGAAGCAAUGUUUCUGGAAGCCACUCCUACCCUUUACUAUCAAAGAAAAAUUGGCGAGGAGUUUAUAAAAAUGAUGACAGCUCUUCAUAUGCCUCCCAGCUACACUUCAUAUUAAUAUCAUCUCGGAUCCCUGCGUAUGAGGUGGUGGUGGACAGUGUGCGGGCGGGGAUCAUCUCUGUGGUAUAUGAGCACAGCGGCCUGACCUUGGAGAGCCUGCUUUAUCUCAUAGAGAAAGCUCUGGAUGGGCGGAAGGCACAGAGUCUGGGAGUAUUCAGCGAUGGAGACAGCAGAGAAAUCAAUUUACUCCAAGGCUACAAAAUUGGUAUUAAAAAUUUAUUGAGGCCUGAGGUGAGAGACUUCUGGGAGAAAUUAGGAAGCUAUGUGGCCCCUGAAGAAGAAGGGGGUCAUGUGGACCUCUUCGUACCACUCGGAGCAUCAGAGGCAGGGACGGAGUUUCUCUCACAGCUGUCUCGACUCAGCGGCACGUUGUUUACCGCCCCCACUGGGAUUGCAACUGGCUCCUACCAACACAUUCUCAGUGAUUGGCUGGGACGACAGUGGGAAAGAGCUCCCCCUUCCAUCUACUUCAGUGAAUCAAAGCUGCAGAUGUGGUCCAGCCUCACGGACUUCCUGGAAGACACUUUGAAAUCAGUAAGGAAACAGUUAAGUCCUCUUUUCAAGGAGUUGCAGAAGAACAUCAGUGGCAGGAUGAUAGGGCAAUUUAUAUUUGACACCAUGAGUAUGGCCAACAUUCUGAAUAACCAAGGAAUUGCACAAACUUUGGCAGACGGAUUGACAGAACUUUCAAAAGAAAACUCUGAAAGAAACGUUAUGGAAGACAAUCCUCAGGACAAAAAGUCAAGUCUCAGCCAAAGUGAUCCAAAUUUUGAGGUGCUGGUUCAGCUGGAGAGAAAGCUCCAGAUGGAUUCAGCCGAAAAGCGAACUGGAAUUGUCAGGGAGCUCUUACAGAGUGAGAGAAGAUACGUGCAGACGCUGGAAAUCGUGAGGGACGUUUACGUAACGCCACUGAAAGCAGCACUGUCCUCAAAUCGAGCAAUUCUGAGCGCCGCAAACAUCCAGAGCAUUUUCUCUGAUAGUCUGCGGAUUUUAAGUCUCAACAGGCAGUUUCUAGGUAACCUGAGAGACAGACUACAGGAAUGGAGCCCAGCUCACUGUGUGGGAGAAAUAUUCAUAAAGUUUGGGAACCAGUUGAACACAUACACCAAUUUCUUCAACAAUUACCCUAUUGUUCUGAAAACGAUUGAGAAGUGCAGAGAAAUGAUGCCAGCGUUCCGAGCUUUCCUGAAGAGGCGUGACCACACUGUUGUGACGAACAUGCUGAGCCUCCCGGAGCUGCUUCUGUACCCAUCCCGAAGAUUUGAGGAAUAUCUUAAUCUUCUCUACGCUCUGAGGCUUCAUACCCCUGCAGAACAUGUUGACCGUGGUGACUUGACCACUGCAAUUGACCAAAUCAAACAAUAUAAAGGUUAUAUAGAUCAGAUGAAGCAAAACAUCAAUAUGAAAGAGCAGCUGUCAGACAUACAGAGAAUCAUCUGGGGGUGCCCUACUCUGUCAGAAGUAAACAGAUAUCUGAUUAGGGUCCAAGAUGUAGCCCAACUUCACUGCUGUGAUGAGGACAUAAGUUUCUCUUUAAGGCUCUAUGAACACACCCGCGAUCUCAGUCUUUUUCUCUUCAACGAUGCACUGCUCGUUUCUAGUCGGGGCACAUCUCACACUCCAUUUGAAAGGACAUCAAAAUCAACCUACCAGUUCAUUGCGUCAGUGGCCCUUCACAGGUUACUAGUAGAAGAUAUUUCAGACACCAAACAUAUCAAGAAUGCAUUUAUUCUUCAGGGUCCACAAUGUGAAUGGAUUUGUGCUACAGAGGUCGAGGAGGAUAAGUUCCUGUGGCUGUCAGUCCUCCAGAAUGCAAUCAGAAGUAGAAUGGAGACAUGAGACGUGACUAGAGAACACUGCAGGUGCCAGUUCUCCCUGAGAGAUGACCCAGACCACAGCAUGUAUUUCCUGUUCUGGAAGAUCCAGUAAAAGCAGGAUUACUUGUCAUGGAUGAUGGGAGGAUGAAGUUGGAUGACCCAUAAACUUCUUCUUAACUUUUAAACUUUAUCAUCUAUGCUCAAUUAUGUGAAAUGUACAAGAAGAACAGUUUGAAUCCAAAAUUUUGAACCACUUCUUUUGGUAGUUAUUUUUCAUGGACAGUAUCAUUUAGUUAUUUGAUGAAACCUAAGACAGAAUGAGGAUAUUGUGUAUUUAAAGUUUUCUUUUAUGAUCUAAUGAAAAAUAAAACCAGAAUGAAAAGUUUCUUAAGUAAG
Diceros bicornis minor is the source of this 4941-nucleotide messenger RNA. It is a transcript of the gene ECT2L, whose product is annotated as epithelial cell transforming 2 like. The transcript has 22 exons. Lineage: Eukaryota; Metazoa; Chordata; Mammalia; Perissodactyla; Rhinocerotidae. The record is from RefSeq and is a predicted model, not a curated record. The coding region runs from base 1814 to 4567 and encodes 917 amino acids. Gene Ontology annotation, molecular function: guanyl-nucleotide exchange factor activity; protein binding.